AUGGCGCUGACAACCUCUAUCCGAUUUGGUUCUCUCGUUCUUCCCCCGUCAACUCCCACUUCUAGUUCUCACUCUCACGCUCUUUCUUUCACUUCACCCUCUUCACGCUUCUCGUGGAAAUUGGGAGCAAGUAGAAAAGUUACUCAAAAAUCUGCUUUGAAGGUGAAGGCUGUUUACGCUAACGAGAACAGUUUUUCAAGUCAUGAAAUCUGGUCCAUCAGGGAAGAUUUGCAAGUUCCGUCUUCCCCUUAUAUCCCUGUUCACGCACAAGGACAGGGACCCCAGCCAAUGGUGCAAGAGCGUUUCCACAGUGUUAUUAGUCAACUUUUUCAAUAUAGAAUUAUUCGUUGUGGAGGGCCGGUUGAUGAUGACAUGGCCAACAUCAUAGUUUCUCAGCUUCUUUACCUUGAUGCUGUGGAUCCUAAGAAGGAUAUUGUAAUGUACAUAAAUUCUCCAGGAGGAUCAGUUACAGCGGGCAUGGCAAUAUUUGAUACUAUGAGACACAUUCGACCUGAUGUGUCCACUGUUUGUGUUGGAUUAGCAGCAAGUAUGGGUGCUUUUCUCCUAUGCUCAGGGACCAGAGGAAAGAGAUACAGUUUGCCAAAUUCAAGGAUAAUGAUUCACCAACCGAUUGGUGGAAUUCAAGGAACGCAUGCUGAGAUGGCUAUUCAGGUAAAUGAAAUGCUGCAUCAUAAGGCAAUCUUGAAUGGCUAUAUCUCCUACCAAACUGGCCAAAGUUAUGAGAAGAUCAACCAGGAUACUGACUGGGACUUUUUCAUGGGUGCAAAAGAAGCCAAAGAGUAUGGACUCAUAGAUGGUGUUAUCACGAAUCCUCUGAUAGCUCUCCAGCCAUUAGCGGCUGCAGCCGAGGUUAAUGACAGGGCUAUCGUCUGA
Molecule: messenger RNA, 894 nt
Organism: Vicia faba (fava bean)
Lineage: Eukaryota; Viridiplantae; Streptophyta; Magnoliopsida; Fabales; Fabaceae
Source: the annotation of a GenBank genome assembly